GUUGACAUUAAAACAGAAGAAGAAGAACGCGCCGGUGGCGCUGCUGAUGACGUAAACCAAGAGAGGGAAAACUAAAACAGAAGUCACAUCGUUUAGUUGAAAGUUAGUUUAAGCUAAAUAGCUGUUAACUGGACAACAACCAGAAGGAUGCAGAGGACAUCCCGUUUGAAGCGUGAACUUCAGAUGCUAAGCACCGAGCCACCUCCCGGAAUAACAUGCUGGCAGACGGAUGAGCAGGUAGACGACCUCCGGGCACAGAUCGUAGGUGGAACAGGGACUCCUUAUGAAGGUGGACUCUUCUCUUUGGAGAUCAAGAUCCCAGAAAGGUACCCAUUUGAGCCUCCCAAAAUGCGCUUCUUGACCCCUAUCUACCAUCCAAACAUUGACAACUCAGGACGUAUCUGUCACGAUGCUCUCAAACUCCCUCCCAAGGGUGCUUGGAAGCCAUCCCUAAACAUCUCCGCAGUCCUCUCCUCCAUUCAGCUGCUCAUGGCUGAGCCCAAUCCAGAUGACCCUCUAAUGGCAGAUAUAUCGUCAGAGUUCAAAUACAACAAACAGCUGUUCAUGGAGAAGGCGAGGAAGUGGACACAGGAACAUGCUGUACAGAGGAAUACGGGAGUCAUGGAAGGUAACAAAGAAAACACUCCAGAUCAGAAAUCUUCAUCCCGCAAAAGAGAGUCUCUCACUGAACAGCAGGAGGCAGAGGAGCCAGCAAAGAAAACCUGUUUGUAGUUUUCACCUUGCAAUUAUACACAUGUCUACAUGUCAUGGCUACUAAAGAGUGAUGUAAGAGUGAAUUUAGCUUUUCAUUUAGCAGUUUUCUGUGCAUGCAUUCCUCUUCCCAAUUUAAAAAUAUCUACAGAUUUAUGUGUCUAUGUUUGUAUGUAUAUGUUUAUUUUUGUUCUGUGAUAUUAAAUUUUAUUUUAAGCACUAA
Molecule: messenger RNA, 934 nt
Organism: Lates calcarifer (barramundi perch)
Lineage: Eukaryota; Metazoa; Chordata; Actinopteri; Centropomidae
Gene: ube2t
Product: ubiquitin-conjugating enzyme E2T (putative)
Exons: 7
Coding region: 148-732 (194 amino acids)
Source: RefSeq, a predicted model, not a curated record